GGAUCCUUGGUGCUUUCUGAGCUGGGUUGCUUUCUUGCAGACGUUUCAUGACCCAACUAGGUGACAUUAUCAGUGGUAGGAGGGUUUCUGGAGAGGAGGAGGAGGAAUAGGAUUAUGGGGCCCUCCUUGGUGCUUUGUGAGCUGGGUUGUUUCCUUGCAAACAUUUCAUGAUCCAACUAGGUGACGUCAUCAGUUUUAGGAGGAUUUCUGGAGAGGAGGAGGAGGAAUAAGUAUUAUGGGGUGCUUCUUGGUGCUUUCUGAGCUGGGUUGUUUCCUUGCAUUUCAUGACCCAACUUGGUAACUUCCAUCAGUGAUAGGAGGGAGCUGGGUUUGCAGUGUGGAGGAGGAAGAGGAGGAAGAUAAGGAGGAGGAUUAUGGGGUCCUUGGUGCUUUCUGAGCAGGGUUGCUUCCUUGCAGACGUUUCAUGACCCAACUAGGUGACGUCAUCAGCCAUCAGGGAUUGCGGAGUGGAGGAGGAGUGGGAGGAGGAAGAGGGGAGAAGGAGAAGGUCUGUGGGUCCUUGGUGCUUUCUGAGCUGGGUUGGUUUUCUUGCAGACGUUUCAUGACCCAACUAGGUGACGUCAUCAGCGCUAGGAGGGUUUGUGGAGAGGAGGAGGAGGAAUAGGAUUAUGGGGCCCUCCUUGGUGUUCUCUGAGCUGGGUUGUUUCCUUGCAUUUCAUGACCCAACUAGGUAACUUCCAUCAGUGAUAGGAGGGAGCUGGGUUUGCAGUGUGGAGGAGGAAGAUAAGGAGGAGGAUUAUGGGGUCCUUGGUGCUUUCUGAGCAGGGUUGCUUUCUUGCAGAUGUUUCGUGACCCAGCUAGGUGACAUCAUCAGUGCUAGGAGGCUUUCUGGAGAGGAGGAGGAAUAGGAUUAUGGGGUUCUCCUUGGAGCUUUCUGAGCUGGGUUGCUUUCUUGCAUUUCAUAACCCAACUUGGUAACUUCCAUCAGUGAUAGGAGGGAAAAGGGUUUGCAAUGUGGAGGAGGAAGAGGAGGAAGAGAAGGAGGAGGAUUAUGGGGUCCUUGGUGCUUUUUGAGCAGGGUUGCUUUCUUGCAGAUGUUUCAUGACCCAACUAGGUGACGUCAUCAGUGCUAGGAGGGUUUCUGGAGAGGAGGAGGAGGAAUAGGAUUAUGAGGUUCUCCUUGGUGCUUUCUGAGCUGGGUUGCUUUCUUGCAUUUCAUAACCCAACUUGGUAACUUCCAUCAGUGAUAGGAGGGAGCUGGGUUUGCAAUGUGGAGGAGGAGGAGGAGGAGCAUUGGAUCCUUGGUGCUUUCUGAGCUGGGUUGCUUUCUUGCAGAUGUUUCAUGACCCAACUAGAUAACAUCAUCAGUGCUAGAAGGGUUUCUGGAAACGAGGAAGAAUAGGAUUAUGGAGUCCUUGGUGGUUUCUGAGCUGGGUUGCUUUCUUGCAGACGUUUCAUGACCCAACUAGGUGACAUCAUCAGUGCUAGAGACAUCCAGGAUGAUGAAUUUAAAAAAUUCACUUCUCGGAUCUCAAGCUUCCUCCAAAAUCAAGACUUUGGAAAUGAAACGGUUGAUUCCUUGCGAAGGCUAUUUCUUAUUGUCUCGACCACCAAAUACAGUCGGAAAUUGGAGGACAAACUUGUUCAGCUUCUGCAAACAACCCUGUACCUACCAAAGUCUCCUAAGCAAAUCCAGAUACUUUGCAGUGCCAUAUUGAGAGAGGUAUCGUUUUGCAAUGAUUUAUCUCUGCCUUGGGAUAAGUUCCGGGACACCAGGCUCUUGAGUUUAACUUUCUCCAUUGUGCAAUCCCAAUGCAAUCAGAAGGCAACUGUUGAAGAAAUGGGGCAGCAGGUGGUGAAAAUUCUGGAAGGCAGACUGCCUGAAGACCAGAGCGCACGUCCUCUUCUCCCCAUGCUGUCGAAGGUCAUUGGUUCUGCACCGCAGAGCCUGAACGAAGACCAGAUCAACCUGAUCAGCAAAAGGAUGGUUGAUUGGCUCAGGUACGCCAGCCUUCAGCAAGGAGCGACCCCGGCAACAGGUGGCUUUUUCAACCCAAGAGGAAAACAGCCUGGCCCCAUCACCGAGGUGGACGGUACGGUGGCCACCGAUUUUUUCACCGUGCUGUCUGUGGGCCAGAAUUACACAGAGGACCAGUGGCUCAACGUGCAGGCUUUCUCCAUGCUGAGGAAGUGGCUCUUGUGCUACAGGAGUGACACAACCAGCAAUCCAAAUUCAGACGACAAGUCGGAGGUGGAUGGUUCCCUCGUGUCGAUGGUCUCCGUCACAUCUACCUCAAGUCGCCUCCUUUCUCCAAGGGAACGUCUGAGAGAAAAGGCCUUUGAGUACUGCCAGCGUCUUCUGGAGCAGAGCAACCGCCGAGCUCUGAAGAAAGCAGACGGGGAGCUACAAAAAGCCUGUCUCAUCGAAGCGGUCACCAUUAUGGACAUCAUCUGCCAGCAAGACUCUUCUUACGUUUACCGCUCCCUCUCCUGCCUGAAAAACCUCCACGGACGGAUCAGCGGGGAUCCUUCUUGCGCCCGUGUGCUGAUUCCCAUCGCCCAGUUUUUCCUAAAUCACAGUGAGACAGCAGCUGUGGACUCCGAAGCCGUUUAUCGCCAUCUCUUCACCAAAGUUCCUGCUCAGCUCUUCCACAACCUCAUGCUGGCUUACGAGUUUCUCCAGUUCUGCCGGCAGAACGUUGGACUCUUCACCGAGAAUCUCGGCAUCUUCCGACAGAGCACCCCAAACCUAUUCAAGUUCCUGGCUUGGAACAGCCCAGCCCUGAUCGUUGAUUACACAGACCUUUUACCAGCCCUGCUCAGUCCGGAGAAUGCCUUGGAGAUGUUCCACUUGCUACUUGACCUUCCGUGUUUGACUGCUGCACUGGACACCCAGCUGAGGUCUGUCUUGACCCCGCUAUCCGAGAGAUCCACCAUAGAUCCGGCUUCAAAACCUGUUACCUGCCUGGAGGCCUUCCGCCACCCUCAAUACCGGGGCCUCUUCCAUUAUCUCCUGAGGGUUGAGUCUACUCCAGGUGACCCUGGCAGGCUGACUCCUCUCCGGCAGCUCUUGGGAUCCUUAGCCAGUCACCCUCGGGUUGGGCAAUGUGCCAACAGCGUCCCAGUCUUGCUGCAGCUCUUCUUCAGGUUGGUGUCCAAGUUUGCAGAUGAAACUCUUGCGAAGAAACUGACCUUGGCAGCCCUGGAGAGGAGUGAUCAGCUAUACGAGAUCCCUGGGUUCAAGGCCAAGGUAUUCAGAGUGAUGAGUUCCCAGCUACAAAUCUUGUGCAAGCAGCACCCGUCCUUGGUGGUGGAGCUGUCCAAACCACUUCUGGAGUUUUCGGGAACGGUGUCCAAUAUUCAGGCCAAGGAGGACCUCUUCAUUCACGUGGUCUGGGCCAUUGGCGAAUACGCAUCGGUGACGCACGAUAAACGUUGCACGGUGGAGCAGAUCAACACCUUCUUCGACGUUCUGGAAGCCAUGCUCUUCGAGAUCACCCAGCUGCGACCUUCAGCCAACACCCCCAAGUACUCCCCUCGUGUGAUCACCGUCCUCAUGACCGCAUUGACCAAGCUAGCAUCUCGCAGCCAGGAUCUGAUCCCCAGAGUUUCCCUGUUUCUAUCGAAGAUGAAGCUCUUCAUCCAGAGCCCGGCUGUUUCCUCCGUCUACUGCGCUGAAGAAGCCGAGGCCAUCCUCACCCGGGCGAUGGAGCUGAUGAACUUACUGAAAAUGCCCAGCGUGGCUCAGUUCGUGCUAAGACCAUCCUCCGAGGACUUAAGCCACCAGGAGACCCACAUCCCUUUGCUGCUGGCCAUGAAGAUGACCAGCCAACUUUUGGAAGGAGGAACCGGCUCCGUUCCUGGAUGACGAAGCCCCUCCAGACCAACCUAAGGUUGCUUCCUGGAGAUGGUGGUGAAGAACAUCCCUGGUGCCUUCUGCAUUUCUGAGGACUUUUUGAGGUCCCACCUUCACCGUUUCCUAGCACGCCGGGGUGUCUCUACCAUGGAUGGCAAACGUUCAUUAGAACAUCUCGCACCUUGGUUUAUUAAAAGCAUUCAUGGUCUGCGUGUCCUCUUCUAGUUGAGUUCAGCAAACUUAAGUGUCUUUCAUGGAUCGGUGACCUUGGGAAGGAGCUCCGGCUUCAUCGUGAGCGCUCCAUCACUGGAUGUUUUUAAGAAGAGACUAGGCAGUCACUUGUCUGAAGUAGUAUAGGUCCAUGAUGGCGACUCUAUAGCAUGCAGGUGCCACAGGUGACAUAAUAUAAUAAUAAUAACAACAACAACAACAAGAGUUGUUGUGAAUUCAGAAGCAUUCAGAAGUUGUGAAUGCUCCAACACUGGAAAU
Ahaetulla prasina is the source of this 4306-nucleotide messenger RNA. RefSeq names its product adaptor related protein complex 5 subunit zeta 1 (gene AP5Z1). The coding region runs from base 1418 to 3829 and encodes 803 amino acids. Gene Ontology annotation, cellular component: AP-5 adaptor complex. The record is from RefSeq and is a predicted model, not a curated record. The transcript is spliced from 17 exons. Lineage: Eukaryota; Metazoa; Chordata; Lepidosauria; Squamata; Colubridae.